Messenger RNA from Salvia hispanica, 369 nucleotides. The record is from RefSeq and is a predicted model, not a curated record. Lineage: Eukaryota; Viridiplantae; Streptophyta; Magnoliopsida; Lamiales; Lamiaceae.
AUGGCUAGCCUCAAAAUCUUGCAAUUCACCAUUUUUCUUGCCAUAAUCUCAACUUCAGUUAAAUCCCAAGAAGAGAAUAAGUGCGGUGGAUGCCCUUGCAACAACCCUUGCAACCCGCCGCCGUCUCCUCCGCCGCCAGCGCUGCCGCCCCCUCCGCCGAAGAAGAAGCCGCCGCCGAGCAACUACUGCCCGCCGCCUCCCAGCGGCGGCGGCCAGAACCCGCCGAACCCGCCUUACAUAUACAUAAACGGUCCGCCCGGAAACUUGUACCCGGUCGACCCGUACUACUCCGGUUCGGUUCGGAGCUUCUCCUCCGGUUUGAUGCCAUUCUUGAUCAGCGCCGGUUUAGGGCUGCUAGCCAUCUGGUGA